Molecule: messenger RNA, 1712 nt
Organism: Caenorhabditis auriculariae
Lineage: Eukaryota; Metazoa; Nematoda; Chromadorea; Rhabditida; Rhabditidae
Source: the annotation of a GenBank genome assembly
AUGUUCAAAAAAUUCGACGAGAAGGAAGAUAUUACGGGUGCUACUCAGUUAAAGUCCAGCGUUCAGGUUCUUCCCAGCAUGAACUUCGAACGAAACGUUGAAUUUCAGAAAGGAAUCCGGAAGAAACUUUUGGAGAACUUCCCUCAUAUUGAGCCUUAUUUGGAAGAUAUCCUGCCGAAGAAGGUCUUUUAAUUAAUGAAAAUUAGCUCUGCUGAGCUUUCUUCAUUCGAAAAGGAGAAGUUUCCAGGAGAACUUCAAGCUGAUCAAGUGCAAGGACCACGUCGAACUGCUCGCCGACCACACUGGCGUCGUUCGAUUCAUGAAGACUCGAAAUACAGAUUUUGUCCCGACGCUCAGAACUCUUCACAAGUAUCCCUUCUUGUUACCUCAUCAGCAGGUGGGUUUCAGUCGGAGAGCUUCGAAAAAAAGCGUUUUUUUCAGGUCGACAAGGGCGCGAUCAAGUUCAUCCUGAACGGCUCGGCCAUCAUGUGUCCAGGACUGACGUCACCGGGAGCAAAAUUGACGGCAACCGUGCCCAAAGACGCCGUCGUCGCCAUCAUGGCUGAGGUAAUCCAUUCGAGUUUUUAGCAACAUCAUGCAUAUUUGAUAAUCAUAUCAAUAAUGGUGAACAUGUUUUAAUCAUGGUUAUCGUUGGAAAACGUUUUUGGGCUUAAGAUUGAGCGUCAAUUUAUUAGGGUUUCGACCCUUUAGUUAAACUUCUUCUUCUUCUUCCUACGCCUUUGUACCGCUUGAGCGGUGUCGGCGCCCCAAGUCGAUUAGCCGAGGUCCUAUCCUAAUCAGUGAUAAUCAGUGGACUGGCUCCAGUGACAUAUCCGUCCUUGUGUGUGACGGCUGGGGAUUAUGAAGUCGUGGUUUCCCACUACCAACAUUUCUUAAACCCCUUGGUUGGGUCGGGGCGGGGAUCGAACUUGUGACCCUGUGGACCGUAGACAGGCACACAACCUGUUGCGCUACGACGCGCCCCAUACCCUUUAGUUAAACAUUUUUUUCAAAUCUAAUUUAAAAAUUAAUUUUUUUGGGGGUGGUGAGAUCUUACUGAUUGAAAGGUUAAAUUUUAAAAUUAAAUAAUUUUUGCGAAAUUUCCGCCUAAUACAAUCGACAAGGGAGACAUCAAAAUGACGCUGAUUCAAUAUUUUCUGUGUUUUUGUGACACAAGUCUACAGAAUAAACCAAAUUGGCACCUGAAAAACUCCGAAAAUUUUAUGAGGUUCAAUCGAAAUUAAAAAAACUUUUAAGCUUAAAAGCUACAAGCAGAAUUAGUAAAAUGUUAUCACCGUUUCCAUAAAUUAAUUUGAUUAAUCAGUAACCUGCUGUUCUCUAGACGAAUUAUUCCGAACCCAUCUCCUCUCAAAUGAACGUGAUUCCAGCCAUAUGAGCCGUCUUUUUUGAUACGGCGACAUAAAGUUUAGUAUUUGUCUAAUUCUUUUGAAGCCGUACUUUGUAUUUCUCUGCUUCGAAUUCACCUAGCAGCUUUGAUGACUCAACUUUUUUCUUUGUCUCAUUAUCUUUAUUCAUAUAAGUCCCAUUGUUCACGCGGCUUUUGUUUGCAGGGCAAAGAACAUGCCUUGGCGAUCGGCCAAAUGCUCAUGAGCAGUGAAGAGAUUCAGUCUGUGAACAAGGGCUAUGGAGUCGAGAACAUCCACUACCUGAACGACGGUCUCUGGCACCUGGCUGAAAAGUCUAUCAACUGA